UGGCAUCUCUGAACAAAAAAGGAAGACAAGAUAUCACCCCAAGACUGUUAAGAUGGAACUGAUUAUCAAAACAAUGGAUGGGACAUUACACCCGCUGAUUGUGAACCCACAGGACACUGUUGGAUCCCUGAAAACACAAAUCCAUAGACUACUGAAGGUGCCUGUCCACAAACAGAAGCUGGUGUUUGUAAACGGCAAAAAAACAACUCUCAGUGACGAGACCAAACUUUUGUGCGACUACGGCUUGCAGUCCGGCUCCUAUGUCUCCCUGCUGAUCGUCGAGCCUCCUCCCAUCAACUCUCCCAUCAAUCCUAUCAUCCAGGUGUUCCUCAAGAACGAGAAGGGGCAGACGAGCACCUACGAUAUCAAACCCAACGAGACGGUGGAUGACUUCAAGCGGAGAGUGGAGCAGAGGGAGAGGGUACCGGUGAACCAGCAGAGGCUCAUUCACGAAAGCAAGGAGAUGUCUGCUGGAAAGCUGUCGGACUACAACGUGAGGGCGCACAGCACCAUCUACCUCACCUUCCGACUGAGAGGAGGCUGAGGACAUGGAGGACGAUGCACCAGGAAAUUAAUUCUUUAUAAUUAUUUUAUAUUUAUUAGUAGUUUUAAUAUAAAUCAUCGACGCAUUCCACAAUGUGUAAUUCCGCCUUAAUAACUUUGUUUUGUUUAGCCGACAACAAAGUCAUUCCACACACACAAGAUUCAGUGUUAUGCUUUUAUUUUGAAAAAUCCAUGUUACCCAGAAAUUGUGAAAAAUAAAAUAUAAAUAAAAGUCUUUGAUGUGAAUUUACACGCCUCUUCUCAUUUCCUGUGUCUAAACCCUCAGCUCAGUGGGUGGAGCUGCACUGUUUCAGGUCUGAAGAUGUAACAAAAAGACAACUGUAGUGUUGAGACUUUAAAAUUGACAUUGUUAUAUUCUCCUUGAAAUGGGUGGUGCUGGAGCAGAUCACAAGUUGCUCUCACACCCACAUUUACCUUCGACGUUCAUCAGGACCAACAUUUUACAGGUGAUGUGUGACUUCCUUUUAAAACUUGAGCGCAUCUGCAAUUUCUUCAUUAAACUGUUUCCAGUAACUAGAGGAAGUGACAUCAGCACAGCACUGGGGAACAGAGACAGCAACUGAAUAUUAAACAAAUAAAAUGUUAAUCAAUUUACCAAUAUAUCCGGGACCACAGUAAGAAAAAAAAAAAUCAUUUUCAGCAGUGGACUAAGGAUAAAAGAUCUUACUGCCUCAUACACAACGUUUCAGAUUAGACGGAAAUAAUCGAACUCAGAGAAAUCAAAACAACCGCUUUUUGGAACCACUUUAAUUGACCCCAAAUUUCAGUAAAUACAGAGAAGGAAACAAACAUAUUUACAACAAUGGAGCUGCCAACAGCAGAUCAUACAAAAAUACAUCCCAAUAGCAAGUCUGAACAAAAAGGCUUAAAAAAAAAAGAA
Mugil cephalus (flathead mullet) is the source of this 1444-nucleotide messenger RNA. RefSeq names its product polyubiquitin-like. Lineage: Eukaryota; Metazoa; Chordata; Actinopteri; Mugiliformes; Mugilidae. The coding region runs from base 53 to 544 and encodes 163 amino acids. The record is from RefSeq and is a predicted model, not a curated record. Gene Ontology annotation, cellular component: nucleoplasm; cytosol. The transcript is spliced from 2 exons. Gene Ontology annotation, biological process: proteasome-mediated ubiquitin-dependent protein catabolic process. Gene Ontology annotation, molecular function: proteasome binding; polyubiquitin modification-dependent protein binding; ubiquitin binding.